Molecule: messenger RNA, 1220 nt
Organism: Cyprinodon tularosa
Lineage: Eukaryota; Metazoa; Chordata; Actinopteri; Cyprinodontiformes; Cyprinodontidae
Gene: dda1
Product: DET1 and DDB1 associated 1
Exons: 5
Coding region: 337-648 (103 amino acids)
Biological process (GO): positive regulation of proteasomal ubiquitin-dependent protein catabolic process
Cellular component (GO): Cul4-RING E3 ubiquitin ligase complex
Source: RefSeq, a predicted model, not a curated record
UGGGCGUGGUUACGUAAACAUCCUUGCUAUUCAGCUAUAACAUUAGCCGAAGGGGUUGUAUGUAAAUAGCUUUACAAGCUUAUAGAAUGUCAACUUGGAUUGUUUUUUGUGUGAGUGCUGUGUAAGUUUUGGUGAAUUCCUGGACAUAUGUCUAAAUAUGGACACCAGAGGCUUUAUGUAAAGGCUGAUAGUUCUUUUUUUUCCUAUAAAAUCCGUCUGGUUAGCUGCCUAGCCUAGCCUGUUAGCUAUUGCGGGGGCAUUACGAGCAGCACAACAAACACCGAGUCAGGCCUCCUGGUCGGCGAGUCGACGUUACACAUUCCUGCCGUCGUCAUCAUGGAGAAGGCUGAUUUCUUGAAAGGACUCCCAGUUUACAAUAAAAGCAACUUCAGCAGAUUCCACGCAGACUCAGUUUGCAAAGCAUCUAAUCGACGGCCCUCUGUUUACCUUCCCACAAGGGAGUAUCCGUCUGAACAGAUUAUUGUAACAGAGAAAACCAACAUCCUCCUGCGUUUCCUGCAUCAGCAGUGGGACAAAAAGCAGAAUGCAGCAAAGAAGAGGGAACAGGAACAAGGCGAAGCGGACAGCCCAGCACCUCCGAGGAAAAUCGCCAGGACAGACAGCCAAGAGAUGAAUGAGGAUUCAUAAAGUGUGUGUUUGUGUGUGAGGGGAUGAGGAUGCGUGUGCACAUCCAGGGUGUAGCCAAUGUGAAGCAAUGAACACAGAAAAGUUGGGUGAACCCGAAUAAAAACGUGGUAGCUGUGAAAAGAGGUGCACUGAUCAGGGUUUUCCCGGCUGACUGUGUUAAGGUUGGGUCAGAAUCCAUCUAAAUGUACGUUUUUUUUACUUUGGCUCUGACAGUCCGAACAUGUUGACUCCUCUCCAUGUGAGCCAGAACGCCUGUAAGUGUUUGUAUGCAUGUGAAUGUGUGUUCUGUAUGCCUGACCUGAGCGACUAUUGAGUGUGUAGAUUUAAAAUGGAGAUAGACUGGACAGGAAAGGUCAGACUCUACUUUAAGAGAUAAACAUGUAGUUCUGUCACCUGCAGCGUCCUCUAUGAUCCAUAUGAACAUUUUCUUACUCUUUUAAUUUUAUUGCCACUUGUCGUUGAGCCAGCCGGCAGUGCCCACUCUGCUUCACUGCCCACUUUUUAGCCACUGGGGGGCGCUUCAGCAUCCCUAAAAACCCAGUCUAACAAAGAAUGCACUGUGACAAAGAGCA